Molecule: messenger RNA, 432 nt
Organism: Aspergillus versicolor CBS 583.65
Lineage: Eukaryota; Fungi; Ascomycota; Eurotiomycetes; Eurotiales; Aspergillaceae
Product: peptide-methionine (R)-S-oxide reductase
Exons: 2
Coding region: 1-432 (143 amino acids)
Biological process (GO): protein repair; response to oxidative stress
Molecular function (GO): peptide-methionine (R)-S-oxide reductase activity
Source: RefSeq, a predicted model, not a curated record
AUGGCUCCGCCCCCAGACAACCGUAGCGACGAUGAGUGGCGCGCCGUGCUGAGUCCAGAGCAAUUCCGCAUUCUCCGCCAGAAAGGCACAGAACGGCCUGGCACAGGUGAAUACGACUCCCACUACCCUUCUCAGGGUGUCUAUACCUGCGCGGGCUGCAACGCACCUCUCUACAAGGCAGACCACAAAUUCAAGUCUGGUUGUGGAUGGCCUGCGUACUUUGAUUCCAUCCCGGGGGCUGUGGCAAGACAUACAGAUAGCUCGUUCGGGAUGGAGAGGACGGAGAUUACUUGUACGAACUGCGGGGGCCAUUUAGGCCACGUCUUCAAGGGCGAGGGGUAUCCGACUCCGACUGAUGAGAGGCAUUGUGUGAACAGUAUUAGUUUGAAGUUUACGGAAGGGGAGGGAGGCAGUGCGAAGGCCAAGGCGUGA